Messenger RNA from Teleopsis dalmanni, 531 nucleotides. RefSeq lists its product as uncharacterized. The coding region runs from base 131 to 355 and encodes 74 amino acids. The record is from RefSeq and is a predicted model, not a curated record. The transcript has 2 exons. Lineage: Eukaryota; Metazoa; Arthropoda; Insecta; Diptera; Diopsidae. Gene Ontology annotation, molecular function: protein binding.
GUACUGGAACUCAAGCAGGCAGAUAAUUACUACUUGUCUACUGAUAUUUAUUUCAGUUCAUCUUCAGCCUGCACUGGAAAUAAUCAAACGAUUCGUAGUUCAAAACCUUAAAGGGAAUAAUCGAGACAAGAUGAAGUAUUUCGCAUUCUGCACUGUAUUCUUGCUUAUCGUAGCCGUGUUUAUAUUGGAUGCUGAUGCCUCUUACUGUCCCUGUGACUUAUCACAGAAAGGACAAUCAAAGGUAUGUGGUUCAAAUGGUGUGACUUAUGCCAAUCGCUGUGAGUUCGAGUGUGCACAAAAGGAAUACACAGUGUUGAAACGCAAACUCAACAUCGCUAAAAUGGGUCAAUGCUGAAAUGAGCCGUAAAAAAGCUCUUAAUAAAAACCAAAAAAAAAAAAAAAUUGUAUAUUAGUUUAAAAUUUUUUACACGAAAAAUCUAUGAAUAUAAUAGUUUUCGUUUAAGAUUUUUAUUUUUAUAUGUCUUCAUUUUUCCAAUAAAAAAUAAAUUCCAAAAAAAUUUUUAAAAAAUA